Molecule: messenger RNA, 1068 nt
Organism: Penicillium waksmanii
Lineage: Eukaryota; Fungi; Ascomycota; Eurotiomycetes; Eurotiales; Aspergillaceae
Product: putative NAD binding Rossmann fold oxidoreductase
Exons: 2
Coding region: 1-1068 (355 amino acids)
Biological process (GO): NADPH regeneration
Cellular component (GO): cytoplasm
Molecular function (GO): oxidoreductase activity; nucleotide binding
Source: RefSeq, a predicted model, not a curated record
AUGGGCGUUCAAAGACUACAAGUCGGUAUGGCCGGCCUUGGCCGUGUCGGAAAGCUGCAUGCUAUCAAUUUCCUCCAAAAGACCCCUCGCGCCGAACUUGUCGCAGCCUUCACUCCCGACCAGAAUGAGAUUGCCUGGGGCCGAGUCAACCUUGAGCCCCACGGAGUGACUCUGUACACCGACUAUGAUGAGAUGCUGAAACACCCCGGUCUUCAGGCAGUUGCUAUCGGAACUGCCACUUCAGUCCACGCUGAAGAAGCCAUCAAGGCGAUCGAGAAGGACCUGCACGUCCUGUGCGAAAAGCCCCUCUCUGUCGAUGUGGAAGUGUGCCGUGCCGUGGUUGAAGCCGCCAAGAAGAAGCCUCACCUGAAGGUGAUGUGUGGCUUCUCACGACGCUUCGACGAGUCCUACCGCGAUGCCUUCGCAAAGACCGAGCAGGGCCUCAUUGGUCGUCCCUCGAUUAUUCGCAGUCAAACUGCCGACAAGUUUGACCCCUCUGGAUUCUAUGUGGAGUAUGCCGCCUGGUCUGGUGGUGUCUUCGUCGACAUGUCUGUCCACGACAUCGAUCUGACUCUCUGGUUCUUCGGUGACGAUUCCAUUCCCAAGAGCAUCUCCGCCCAUGGUAUCACUGCCGUCCAGCCCGAGCUGAAGAAGCACAAGGAUUACGACAACGCAGUCGGCAUUGUCGAGUUCCAAAAUGGCAAGAUCGCCUACUACUACUGCACCCGCAUGAUGGCUCACGGCCAGGAGGACACCACAGAGAUCAUUGGCACCGAGGGCAAACUCACCGUCAACGGCAAUCCUCAGAAGAACUUCGUCAACUACUAUCACUCCGGCGGCAUCACUCGCGAAGUCCCGCCCAACUUUAUCGGCCGCUUCGGACCUGCAUUCACAAAUGAGGCUAACGAGUUCACCGCUGCCUGCCUCGACAACACACCCCUUCCAAUGAAGUUGACUAAUGCUGUCAAGGCUGUUGAGAUUGGAUCCUAUCUUCAGGAGGCCCUGCGAAGCGGCAAGCAGAUUCACUUCGACGAGAUCGGUCGCCGCAUUGAAGAGUCUAAGCUAUAA